Messenger RNA from Micropterus dolomieu (smallmouth bass), 3639 nucleotides. RefSeq names its product engulfment and cell motility 1 (ced-12 homolog, C. elegans) (gene elmo1). Gene Ontology annotation, biological process: cell motility; actin filament organization. NCBI's taxonomy places the organism in Eukaryota, Metazoa, Chordata, Actinopteri, Centrarchiformes, Centrarchidae. The record is from RefSeq and is a predicted model, not a curated record. Gene Ontology annotation, cellular component: guanyl-nucleotide exchange factor complex; plasma membrane.
CUGAGGUGAAGCACUGCACAAAGUUGCUGUGAAGUCUUUGUCUGCGGCUUAUGAUGCUGAAGGCACUUUGCUUGUAGGCAGAUACUAAGGUUGCUUAGAAAACAGCUGCCUUCUCUCUCUACUUUAAGCAGUUGUUUAUACAAGAAGCAGGUUGAUUUGGAGAAGAACUAACAAGCCUGUUGCCUGUCAAGUUUUCCGGGUUUGGAUGAGCUACCUCCAGUAGUAGUGACAGAGGUGUGAGGCAGCGAGACCCACACCAAACACCCCACCCCCGACCCCUCACACCACCCCGCCAGCCAUGCCGCCGCCGGCAGACAUCGUCAAGGUGGCCAUUGAGUGGCCGGGGGCCUUCCCCAAGCUCAUGGAGAUAGACCAGAAAAAGCCUCUCUCAGCCAUCAUUAAAGAAGUGUGCGAGGGGUGGUCCUUGGGGAGCCAUGAAAACUUUGCACUGCAGAUUGCUGACGCAACAAAUUUCUAUAUCACAGAAAAGAAUCGCAAUGACAUUAAGAAUGGCUCAAUUCUGCGCUUGACCACCUCUCCUUACCAGACUGCAGUCCAGCUUCAUGAACGGAUCCAGUCAUCCAGCAUGGAUGCCAAGCUGGAGGCUUUGAAGGACCUGGCCAAUGCGUCGCGCGACAUCACCUUCGCCCAAGAGUUCAUCAACCUGGACGGCAUCUCCCUGCUCACUCAGAUGGUGGAGAGUGGGACUGAGCGCUAUCAGAAACUACAGAAGAUUAUGAAACCCUGUUUUGGCGACCUGCUGUCCUUCACUCUGACGGCCUUCGUGGAGCUGAUGGACCAUGGCAUCGUCUCCUGGGACACCUUCUCUGUGGCCUUCAUCAAGAAGAUUGCCAGUUAUGUGAACAAGUCAGCCAUGGACACAGCAGUGCUGCAGCGGUCCCUGGCCAUCCUAGAGUCUAUGGUGCUCAACAGUCAGGAUCUUUACCACAAGGUGGCGCAAGAGAUCACCAUUGGACAGCUCAUCCCCCAUCUUCAGGGGACUGAUCAAGACAUUCAGACCUACACUAUUGCUGUCAUCAAUGCUCUUUUUCUCAAAGCUCCUGAGGAGAAGAGACAGGAGAUGGCCCACAUUCUUGCCCAGAAACAGCUGCGCUCCAUCAUUCUCAGUAAUGUGAUCCGGAGCCCCAUACCCAUCAAUGAUGAGAUGGCCCACCAGCUGUACGUGCUGCAGGUGCUUACCUUCAACCUGCUGGAGGACCGCAUGAUGACCAAGAUGGAUCCCCAGGACCAGGCUCAGAGAGACAUCAUCUUUGAGCUGCGGAGAAUUGCCUUCGACGUGGAGUGCGAGCCCAACAACAGUGGCAGCAUCGAGAAACGCAAGUCCAUGUACACCCGUGACUACAAGAAGCUCGGCUUUAUUAGAAGACAAGCACGAGUGUCCGUUUGGCCGCAGCAGUAUCGAGCUGACCAAGAUGCUCUGUGAGAUUCUGAAAGUGGGCGAACUCCCCAGUGAAAACUGCCACGACUUCCACCCCAUGUUCUUCACCCACGAUCGCUCCUUCGAGGAAUUCUUCUGCAUCUGCAUCCAGCUGCUCAACAAAACCUGGAAGGAGAUGAGAGCCACAAGUGAAGACUUCAACAAGGUAAUGCAGGUGGUGAGGGAGCAGAUUAUGCGAGCACUCACUCUCAAGCCUAAUUCCCUGGACCAGUUCAAGAGUCGCCUGCAGAACCUGAGCUACACAGAGAUCCUGAAGAUACGCCAGUCCGAAAGGAUGAAUCAAGAAGACUUCCAGUCCCGACCUAUCCUUGAGCUGAGAGAGAAAAUCCAGCCCGAGAUCAUGGAGUUGAUCAAACAGCAGAGGCUCAACAGGUUGUGUGACGGAACCUGCUUCAGGAAAAUCAGCAGUCGCAGGAGGCAAGAUAAGUUUUGGUAUUGCCGUCUGUCUCCGAAUCAUAAAGUCCUGCACUAUGGAGAUUUGGAAGAGAGCCCUCAGGGUGAAGUGCCCCACGACUCUUUACAGGACAAAUUGCCUGUGGCUGAUAUCAAAGCUGUUAUCACCGGCAAAGACUGUCCUCACAUGAAGGAGAAGGGAGCCCUGAAGCAAAACAAGGAGGUGUUAGAGCUGGCCUUCUCUGUCCUCUAUGAGUCCGACGAGUAUUUAAACUUUAUUGCUCCUGACAAGAAUGAGUACUGCGUGUGGACAGAUGGUCUAAACGCCCUCCUGGGUAAGGAGAUGACCAGUGAUUACACCAAAUCUGAUAUGGACACCCUCCUCUCCAUGGAGAUGAAGCUGCGUCUCUUGGAUCUAGAGAACAUCCAGAUUCCUGAGGCCCCGCCCCCGAUUCCCAAAGAACCUAGCAACUAUGACUUUGUUUACGACUGUAACUAGACGGAAAUCCCCACGAGCCCAAACCCAAACCCACCCAGUACCUACUGUACUCACUGGACCUAUCCCCUUUUCUUACAAACUGGAACAAAAACAAAUAAAACACAUAAUAUAAAAAAAUUAACUGUGAUUGAAAGAAAAAGGAUCUAUUCAACUAUUUUCCUCUUGCUUCUUGCUAGACCUUUAUAAGAGAGAAAAUGUUGCAUAUGAAUAGGCUCACUGCACUUGGGGGACUCUGGGUCGAUGCAGAGUCAUCAGAUUGCCAUGGAGAGGAGAAACCAGUAAGUCUUUGGUUGGUCGUUCUGCGUCUUCUUCCUCACUCUCCUCCCGUGUCUGAUGUUUUGAAACAUUCACUUCUUCUUAUCGGCCGAGGCGCCAGCUGUCAUUUUGCUUGAAAAUUGUUGUAGACCAAUGCUUAGAAAUUCUAAUUUGAUUCAGCUUCUUUGUUGUCCUUUCCUAUGUUGACUUUAUUAUUUUUCCUCAGGGCUUUUGUUGGGGGAGGGAUGAUGGUUGUGUAGUUCAGGAGCAGGGAGGGACGGGGUUUUGUGUUUCGUCGUCAACUUUCAAGAAGUAUUUCUCACUUACAGUAUUUGUGACAGCUAGAAGUUUCAUAAGAGGAUGGAAGGAAGGUUUAAUUACAUUUUAAGAUGAACACUUCAUGAAAAUAGUCUCUUAUAUCCACUCUGUCCUGCUACACAUAUACCGAAGACUGUUAGAAUAAGUCGCUCCUCAAAAUCAAGGCACUGUACUACAGUAAAAAGCCUUUCUUUUAAAUAUUCUAAUGUUAAUUUCAUCAUCCCACUGCUGCUUAUGUGCAUAUUGUACACACCUUACACAGUGGCUUUGCCAAAUAAAACCAUAAAAACACCACCAUUGUGAAACACAUACAAACACACACUCGUCUCUCCCUCAUUUGAGUCUCUCUCGUUGUAAUGACUGCUGUACACAACAUUCCUAAGCAAUAUUUGAGCUUUUUUUUGUUUAUCAUUUGUAAAAUGGUCAUAAUUUUGUGAUUUUAAAAUUGUGAAACUGCCAAGUAGUUGGUAUUACAAUUUAGAGGAUGUUAGUGUUUUGGUCAAGGGAAGUUGUCUUUUUUUUGUGUGUGUUCAAGACUAUAUGGCCACAAAAUUUAAAGUUUAUGUAUUUUUUUAAUUUAAAAACAGAUCAUGGUUGUUAUUUCUAGUAUGAUUUAUAUAUUUUCCCCUUCCUAUUUAAUACCUUCAGAUGUUUUUUCUUUAGGAUUUUUCAAAGCUCCUCAAAACUGCUGUUUACAUUAAAGAGUUAAGACCCA